AUGCACCACCGCUUCUCUGAACCAGUCAAGAAAUGGUCCCACCUGACUGGAAAUUAUUUUCCGAUCCGAAGUUGGCCGGAAAAGGGUAGUAUCGAGUACUACGCGGAGUUGGCGCACCAUGAUCGCGUCCUGCGUGGCCGGAGGUUGUCGGAUUUUAACGGCUCUCUAUCUUUCUCCGAUGGAAAUUCAACUCUCCGUAUCAGCUCUUUAGGAUUUUUGCAUUACACGACAGUGACCUUGGGAACGCCGGAGAUGAAAUUUCUGGUGGCUCUUGAUACUGGGAGUGAUCUGUUUUGGGUGCCCUGUGCUUGUGGGAAAUGUGCUUCUGGAGAUGAUUUACCUUAUGAUUCUGAUUUCGAGCUUACCAUAUACGAUCCAAACAGAUCAUCAACAAGCAAAAAUGUCACUUGUAACAAUGACCUAUGUCCUCAUUACCAUGGCUGCACUAGUGAAUCUAGCCAGUGCCCUUAUUCUGUCUCCUAUGUCUCUUCCGAAACUUCAACUUCUGGAAUUCUGGUGGAGGAUGUUCUGCACUUAAGAACUGAAGACAAUGAUCUGGAAUAUAUUAAGCCAUACAUCACAUUUGGCUGUGGAAGGGUCCAAACCGGUUCAUUCUUAGACAUUGCAGCUCCGAACGGUUUAUUUGGCCUUGGUUUCGAGAAAAUAUCAGUUCCUAGUAUCUUGUCCAGGGAUGGUUAUAUUGCUAAUUCUUUCUCCAUGUGUUUUGGGCAUGAUGGAACCGGGAGGAUUAGCUUUGGCGAUAAGGGUAGCCUUGACCAGGAAGAGACCCCGUUCAAUAUGAAUCCGUACCACCCAAUCUAUAAUAUAACUAUCACUCAAAUUCGUGUUGGAACUACUCUCCAUGUUUCAGAGCUUACAGCACUUGUCGAUUCUGGCACCUCCUUUACAUAUCUAGUCGACCCUUUCUAUACAAAACUUUCAGACAGUUUCCAUUCACAUGUACGGGACAAGAGACGCCCACCUGAUCCAAGAAUCCCUUUUAAGUACUGUUACAUUAUGAGCCAGGAUGCAAAUACCAGUUUGAUUCCUAGUAUGAGCCUGACGAUGAAGGGCGGAAGCCAAAUGGUUAUCUAUGAUCCAAUAAUUGUCAUCUCUACACUGCAUGAACUUUUAUAUUGCUUAGCUGUUAUCAAGAGUGAAGAACUUAAUAUAAUUGGACAAAAUUUUAUGACUGGCUACCGCAUUGUGUUUGACCGAGAAAAACUUGUUCUUGGUUGGAAGAAGUAUGAUUGUAAUAAUAUGGACGGUUCAAAUGCUUUGCUAUCUACCGUUGAUGUUGGCCAAUUCUCACACAAAGCUAGUUAG
Fraxinus pennsylvanica is the source of this 1326-nucleotide messenger RNA. Lineage: Eukaryota; Viridiplantae; Streptophyta; Magnoliopsida; Lamiales; Oleaceae. The record is from the annotation of a GenBank genome assembly.